This is a messenger RNA of Prunus armeniaca (apricot), 723 nucleotides long. The record is from the annotation of a GenBank genome assembly. NCBI's taxonomy places the organism in Eukaryota, Viridiplantae, Streptophyta, Magnoliopsida, Rosales, Rosaceae.
AUGGCUGCUUGCCCGCAACUCGACGCUAAACCCUUCAGCCCCCUUCUCUCUCCUAACCCCGUUUCCACACGCACCCGGAAAUUGGGUAGGAUCAGCUGCUCCGCAGCCUCGCCUUCCAAACGCCACACCAUCACUUUGCUUCCUGGCGAUGGCAUUGGCCCCGAAGUCAUCUCCGUCGCCAGGAACGUUCUCAACCUCGCCGCCUCUAUCGAAGGGAUUGAGUUCAAGUAUCAAGAAGUUCCUGUCGGCGGAGCUGCAUUGGAUUUGACCGGAGUUCCAUUACCGGAAGAGACCCUUUUGGCUGCUAAGCAAUCUGAUGCAGUUCUGCUUGGAGCAAUUGGGGGGUACAAAUGGGACAAAAACGAAAAGCAUUUGAAACCAGAAACUGGGUUACUUAAGCUUCGAGAAGGUCUUAAAGUAUUUGCGAAUUUGAGGCCUGCAACUGUUUUACCGCAGUUGGUGGAUGCUUCAACUUUGAAGAGAGAGGUUGCUGAAGGGGUGGACCUUAUGGUUGUAAGAGAGCUAACUGGAGGUAUAUAUUUUGGAAAGCCAAGGGGUUUUGGCACCAAUGAAAACGGAGAGGAGAUUGGCUUCAAUACGGAAGUGUAUGCCGCCUAUGAGAUUGAUCGCAUUGCUCGUGUUGCGUUUGAGACUGCUCGGGAAAGCGGAAGGGAAAGCUCUGCAGUGUUGAUAAAGUUGGAAGGUUAUUUGGGAAAAUUGUGA